ACUCUGCACUGUUCGCUUCAUUGCGCACGAAGGAAAAAUGUGUCCUUCCUGAGUAAAUGUGGUUGAUCUGACCGGCUAUAGUGGCAUUCAGUCUUUGCAUCUGUAUGCGAUAUCUGUCUUGGAACUGAUGACGUCCGGAUGCCGGAGGUGUACAGGGAAAAGCUUUUUCGGUGAGUUAUAACUGGCUUUCCAUAGCAAUGCGUGAAUCUCUCUACCCCUCCCCCUCCUAUGAUGACACCUUUAAAGCAAGUCUAGACAAAUGGCACCUUGAUUUCUAGCUGUUUGUCGAUGAUGGCGCUUUUAAUAGACUACAACGGUAUCUGAGGAACAAUACAUGAAUAGAACAGUUCUAUCGCCUACACCAAUAAUGGCCUGUUGACAAUGCCAUCUCAAAAUACUACAGUAACAAUAUCCGAGUCCUUGCCAGCAGCGCCGGAUGGCCACGCUGAGCCGGGACGGGAUGAAAAACCUCGUCCACCUCGGGCUCGUCCGCAGCGGCCUAAUUACGGACAUAUUCACCGCUUUCCUCUCCCUCUAGAAGUCCAUCCUCUACCGCCUCUUAUUCCUCAUAAUCCCCUCUCUAUUAUAAGCGUGGUCCUCUCGUAUCUCACCUACCUUAUAUCUCCCCCUCAUCAUGCCGUAUAUCCUGCGUACUUCGACUCAGCCACAUCGUCAGUCCAUGUCACUGACGAGAAAGCAAUACGAGCAUUGUGGGAGAUGGGCUUCUUUGGAAGAGGUAGUCUGAGUAGAAGUGAACCCAGCUGGCUGGAGCGCGAAAAGAAGCGGAGGGGAUUACUGGGCGACAACACCAGUGAAGAGGCAACGGGUAAGAGGAGGGUUGAAAGACGUGAAUUCAAACUGGAGCGAGCGCGAAAAGAAAGGGAAGCUAUAGCUGAACGGCUAAAGCAGGAGGCGGCCGCCAGGCAAGGCAUCGCUUCUUCGCCUGAUGCAGCACAUCCGCUCUCUCUCGACGGUGUCAAUGGUUCUACUUCGGCUGCAGAGAAGUUCUCUGUCAACCAGGCCAAGAAGUCCAGGGCUGCUAAUCCGAGCCAACCUGCUGCAGAGGAAGUGAAGGAUGGCACGGCCGACAAGGCUGAGAAUGUUAGCGGAAAGACAGAGAACGGGGCGAAGACUGUCCGUUUCUCUCCAGUCGUCGAGCAAAAGGAGUUCGUUGUGGAUUCUCAAGUCUCUACUCGUCUUCGCGAGCCAGAAAUGGGUAUCCGCGAGGAAGACGAGGAGGAGCUGUUGAGAAAUGAAGAGCAUUUGCAGCUUUCAAACGAGGAGACUUUUUUCCUUGUAUAUGGCCUGGGAGUGCUUCAAGUAUUUGACGAGCAGAAGUCAGUCAUGUCGGCGGGUUCCCUUCUAACGCUGUUUCGCCGUCACUCGUAUUUCCCGCCUAGGGAUCCUUCCACUGUCCUUGAACCCGACGACCCAUUCAUGCUUUCCUACGUGGUGUACCAUCAUUACCGUUCCCUGGGCUGGGUUGUGCGUUCCGGUGUGAAAUUUGGGGUUGACUACCUCCUCUACAACCGCGGCCCAGUUUUCUCCCAUGCAGAAUUCGCUCUGGUCAUCUUGCCUUCCUAUGGAAACCGCUAUUGGUCGGAAACAGAAUCAAGGAGAGACUAUAUCUCCAGGAAGCAGGCCCGCAGCUGGUGGUGGCUACAUUGCGUAAAUCGCGUCCAGGCUCAAGUUAAAAAAAGUCUGGUGCUUUGUUAUGUGGACAUUCCACCGCCGCAAAGCCAUCAUGAUGACAUUGGAAACCAUCUUCGACGCUACAAGAUUCGGGACUUCGCUCUUAAGCGUUGGGUCCCUAACCGGAGUCGUGAUUGAUAAAGCGACUCAUUAUACUAUGAUAGGCGGACUAGACGUCAGGCCAUUGAAAAUCUCCAUUAGCAGAUACCAUGUACUAUUAUAUGACACGCAGUGUAAAUGAAUGACCGUAAUGACUUGAAUGCCCUAUAUCUUGUGUUGUUGUAUGUACAUACAAACAUAAUAGCCUAGUAAAUGCCUCUAAUCUCAUUACCUGCUGGAGUCAUGAUGGUGCAGGAUUCUUCAUUAACUGCAUCGAUAAAAUAACCGUCAUUGCCCGUCCUAGGCGAAGCG
Molecule: messenger RNA, 2103 nt
Organism: Paecilomyces variotii
Lineage: Eukaryota; Fungi; Ascomycota; Eurotiomycetes; Eurotiales; Thermoascaceae
Product: tRNA-splicing endonuclease subunit Sen2
Exons: 2
Coding region: 382-1830 (482 amino acids)
Biological process (GO): tRNA-type intron splice site recognition and cleavage; tRNA splicing, via endonucleolytic cleavage and ligation
Cellular component (GO): tRNA-intron endonuclease complex
Molecular function (GO): tRNA-intron lyase activity; nucleic acid binding
Source: RefSeq, a predicted model, not a curated record